Messenger RNA from Phyllopteryx taeniolatus (common seadragon), 4082 nucleotides. Its product is annotated as GTPase IMAP family member 8. NCBI's taxonomy places the organism in Eukaryota, Metazoa, Chordata, Actinopteri, Syngnathiformes, Syngnathidae. The record is from RefSeq and is a predicted model, not a curated record. The transcript has 6 exons. The coding region runs from base 110 to 2734 and encodes 874 amino acids. Gene Ontology annotation, molecular function: GTP binding.
GUUGUGUGUGCUCAUUUCUGCUGACCUUCAGACCUCCAUAAAGGCAUAAAAAUGGGAAUGCUGAUGUCUGGUUGAACAGAGUUUAAGAGGAUAAAUAAUAAAAAAAAUAAUGGCAACCGGUGAGCAGUCAGCAGUGGAUGGCUGGUAUACCUCCCAGUUGAAGCUAGUCCUCCUUGGGGGCAGGAACUCAGGGAAGAGCUCCCUGGGAAACCUCCUCCUGGGCAAAGAGGAGUUCGUCACCAAGGAGAGGACGUCGUGCUUGCGGCGGCUGGCCCCGGUGGGCCGGCACUGGCUGACGGUGGUGGACACACCCGGCUGGUGGUGCGACUUCGGCGUGGAGGACACCGCCCGUAUCGUGCGGCGGGAGCUCCAGGGGAGCGUCGCCAUGUGCUCUCCAGGACCCCACGUCUUCCUGGUGGCGGUCAAAGCUGGCUCGCCCUUCACGGAGAGGCGCCGCCGGGCCCUGGAGGAGCAUGUGGGCCUGCUGGGGCCCAAGGUGUGGGGCCACUGCGUGGUGGUCUUCACCUCACUAGGUGCGCCCGAGCACAAACGGGACCGGGGGCUCUCGGAGUCGGAAGCCCUUGGUUGGCUAAGGGAUAAGUGCGGACAGAGGUGUCACCUCAUCGACUUGAGCGAUGGAAGUCGAGUCGGGGAGCUAUUGGAGAACAUCCAGAGAUUGGUCGCCAUCAACGGAAACAGUGUGUUUGAGAUGGUGGAGAGCGUUUGCAGGGCCAUAGCGGAGGAGAAGAGACGAGUGGAGGAGGACGCCCACACCAGGUUUUUGAACAUGAAAACUCACAGAGCCUUUAUGAGAGAGCGGGCUCACCCCCUGCCUGACAUCAGGAUUGUGCUGCUGGGAGCCAAAGGUUCCGGAAAGACUUCUUCUCUAAAUACAAUCUUGGGCCGGGACCAGGGGCGGCGGUCCUCGGGCAGAACGGCUCGCUGCGCAAUGGGACGAGGCGCGGCCUUUGGGAGGCAGGUGACGGUGGUGGACACGCCCGGCUGGUGGAUGAACUUCUUCGUCCAUGAGAGCACUGCCUUCGACCGUGGUCAGAUCAGGCUCGGCCCAUCCUUUUGCGCUCCGGGUCCGCACGCCUUCCUGCUGGUGGUGCGCCCGGACCGCGCCUUCUCCGAGAUCUACCGCCGUGCGGUGCAGGACCACCUAGAGCUGCUCGGCGGGGACGUCUGGAGCCGGGUCAUGGUGCUGUUCAGCUUUGGGGACUGGCUGGGCGAGACGGCCGCCGAGCAGCACGUGGAGAGCGAGGGUGAGUCGCUGCGGUGGCUGGUCGAGCGCUGCGGGAAUCGAACUCACGUGCUCAACAACAGGACUGCCGGGGAUGGAUUCCAGGUGAGGGAGCUGCUGGGGAAGAUAGAGGAGAUGGUGGCGGGCUGCGUCGGCGGACAUUGGCGGGCGGCGGGUGAAGAGGAGGACCAGUUGGAGAGGAUGACGAGGCUGGAGGAGAAGAGAGCCGUGGAGAGGAAGAUGAAGAUGGAGCAGCAGAGGAGGGAGGCCGACAAGUCCCGCCCCCUCUCUGAAGUGACACUUGUAUUGGUGGGUGGCAGCAAAACGGGCAAGAGCUCGUGCGGCAACACGGUGCUGGGCCACGACUGCUUCCACACAGACCGUCCGACCACCUCCUGCACCCUCGAGCGGGGCCGUGUCGGCGAUCGGGCGGUGACGGUACUGGACACGCCGGGCGACUUCCCUCUAACCGCCGACCUUCUGAAGGAGGCACCGUCCUGUGCCGUGCUGGUGGUAGUCAACGCCAGCGCUGCCUUCACCGGCGGCCAAGGAGAAGCCUUGGAAGCGCAGCUGGAAGGGGUCUGGAGGAGGGCCGUGGUGGUGUUCAGCCAUGGCGACUGGCUGGGCGACACAGGAAUCGAACAACGGCUGGAGAGCGAGGGGCCGGCGCUGAGGGAGCUGGUGGCCAAGUGCAGGAACAGAUACCACGUGUUGGACAACAAACGCCGUUUAGAGGGCUCGCAGGUGCUACAGCUGAUGGCGCAGGUGGAGAGCAUGCUGGCGGCGGAGCAUCACACGUCCACUGGAUCAUCUGCACCACCGCGCCACAAGAGUGCCACGCUGUGCAAGGAUCUAAGUUUGAUGCCCAGUGACGGUCAUCAGCUUUCAAAUCACUUUAAGUGUAGUGAGUCUUCCACUGAGUCUUUCAGUGAGUCCUCCAGUGAGUGUCCCUCAGUGGACUCGAGUGAGUCUUCAUCUGCUGACAAACAAGUCGCACUUCCCUCGGCCGUGCGGAACAGCGGGAACGCCACUUCCCGUUUGCUGGCCGUUCUUCAGGACAGAAUGAAAUCUUUAAGCAUCAACGUACCAGCGUGGCUCCACAUUCACCCGCCCAGACUUCCCAUAAUGCUCCUGGUGGUGCCUCCACCCUGCCAGGGUCCGCUUCCCGACGGGUACGCCCGCCUGGAGCACUCCCUCUACAGCCAGAGAGGAGACUGGAGGAGCUUGGAGGAGCUGGAAGCCUUCAUCGACUCGUAUUUCGACACGCUGCGGGUGGGGCAGGCCUUAACUACGCUUCCACCAUUGCCUCGGCCCGAGGGCGCCGCCGCUGCCCCGCAGUCGGGGGAGCACCUGCUUUUGUCCAUCGAAAGGAAACUAUCCAAGCUGGACCUGCUGGAGGAGAUCCGGGAAGACCUGGCAGAGGUGAGGAGGAGCCUGGCGCUCAGCUGGAAGGUCAUACAGGAGCUCAGAUGCAAAAGUAAACACCAGUGAAUGACACUUAGCUGACUCAGCAUUAGGUACACGUGUGCUCCCAUGGAAAAGUCUAGUUCAUAUAACAGUAUUUAAAAAUAAUAAUUGAGUGAGGUUUUCAAGGAUUAAUGUUUGAAAGUAGGGUUUCAAGUCAGCGUUAAGUGUUUUAAGCCACAGUUUGCUUGCAAGAUCUCAACCCUGAUCAUAUUACAGUUUUAAGUGGCGCUGAACAAUACUGGCAGAAAAUGACUGAGAUUUUUUUUAACUGAUAUAUUGUAUAUUACAAUAUAAAGGAAACAAACACAGAGGCGGUCCUUGACCAGGGCUGGGUUUCAAAUAAAGAUUUCAGGCCUUAGAAAGGUUUCAAAUGUUUAUUAUUGUGGUUGCAGUGACCUGUUCCUAAUGUUUUGGUCAAGCAUAAUAAUAAACGUGAAAAUAUAAUCAGCAUUUUUGAACAGGGAGAUACAGUAUUUUGACACCUGAUGUUGUGGUUCAUAGAGAACUAUGACACCUUUUUCCACCAGGGGCCGCUGUUGUAUAAGUAUCCGAGUCAACGGGCUUCUGCUCACGUGGUACAUUAUCAAAUAUGGGGCAAAAUUACUACAAACACAGCUGGCAUCCAUUUACAAUUAUUACAACUUUCAUUUGGGAUUGUGGGGAAGCCAAUCACACACGCAUUCACACCUACGGGCAACUUAGAGUUUCCAGUUAAGCGACCAUGCAUGCCUUUCGGGAUGUGGGAGGAAACCGGAGUACCCGGAGAAAACCCACGCAGGCACGGGGAGAACAUGCAAACUCCACACAGGCGAGACCGGAUUUGAACCCAUCCUCAGAACUGUGAGGCAGAUAUGCUAACCAGUCCAGCACCGUGCCGCCCUGUUAACAGGCCAAUGUAUUUUAAAAUAGAGAUAGCAAGUGAGCCUUUUUAAGAUUUAUGACAAAGUCUAAUCUAAAUAAAAUCAAUAAAAUUAAAUGUUUUGAAAUGUUCUUUUUUUAAUCAAUUGCGAUACAAUCAAUUACAUACAAAAAAGGAGGCUCGCGGGGACGCACCGCAGCCUUUCGCAGAGUAGACUACUAUAGUUACUUGGCUGGAUUAUUUAACUCCGGUUAGCAACAAAAGUUAAAAAGAAGUAAUUGGCUGUCAAGUUUAAGUCAAUGGUAAAGACACAAUAUAUAAUGGUGAUGUGUGUUCUAUACGCGGACGGCUGCAUGCCGGAAUUCGGAAAAGCACCACGUACAUCACGUCACCAUUUUCACCAAGUUGUCAGGUAUGUUGAUCACUUCUCUUCUAUUUUUUUUACUUAUUGUACAUUCCCAACAAAAACAGAACAUCAAACCGGUAACAUUUCGUGUAACAUUGUGCGCUCGC